GCAACAAGCCAGUUGCUCUCUCUCUCUCUCCUCACUUUCCCGCUACUUCGUGUCGAUCCCAAUGUCUCUACACCUCUUCAAACCCUAAUUCUCUAAUCCAAAAAAAGAAAGACAAAGUUUUUUUCUCUGUUCAGUUUCACUUUCUUAUGAAUACCAAACACUUGUCGCUACUCAUUUCUUUGGCGGUUACAUAGGCUUGACAAUUCAUUGAGAUAAGCCCUAGAAACUGCUUUCGUUAAGUGGUGUUUGGGUGCUCAGAAACUGCGGGAAACGAAGGAAGGCUUGGAGUUUUGCAACGGGACUGAUUCGGAGGAGAGGUGGUGAUCGCGAUCAUGUCGGGAGUUAAGGAGGAGGACUGUAAUGUGGAUUUGAAUAAGGAAGCUGAGUUCGUUUCCAAUUCUUCGGUUUCUGAGAGCAGUUCUGAUACCGCUGCUCUGAGAUCGGCCUCUGCUCAGAAGAGGAUAACUGGUCCGACCAGACGAUCAACAAAGGGAGGAUGGACAGAGGAAGAGGACAAUCUUUUAACUACUGUUGUGAAAAACUUCAAUGGAAGAAAUUGGAAGAAAAUAGCUGAGUAUCUUCAUGGACGGACAGAUAUCCAGUGCUUGCAUCGCUGGCAGAAGGUUCUAAAUCCUGAACUUGUCAAAGGACCUUGGACGAAGGAGGAGGAUGACUGCAUUGUUGAGUCAGUUAAAAAGUAUGGUUGUAAGAGAUGGUCUAUGAUUGCAAAGGCCUUACCAGGCCGCAUAGGCAAGCAAUGCCGAGAAAGGUGGCACAAUCAUUUAGACCCAGCUAUAAAGAAAGAUGCAUGGACCAAAGAAGAGGAGGCAAUUCUUACUUACUAUCAUCAACUUUAUGGGAACAAGUGGGCAGAAAUAGCAAGGUUCCUGCCUGGAAGGAAUGACAAUGCAAUAAAAAAUCAUUGGAAUUGCUCAAUAAAGAAGAAAUCGGAGACCAAAUUAGUUGCCCGUUCCACCUUGGAUAAACAUGGAGCUAUCGUUCCUGAUUCCCAAAAUUGUGAAACAAAUUCAAACAGCAUGAAGGGCACAGCUGUCAAGCAGAAUCACGGUGAAAUAGUCUCUCUUCAUCAGAAAGACGGGUCAGAGUAUACUGUUGGGACUUGUUUGACUGAUUUGGUUCUUGGAAAUGCUUAUGGAGGAGAGAAUUGUUUAGAACCAAAAUCUGUUAUCCCUUCAGGAGGGGGUUUAAAUCUGCCAAAUGGAUUUCAGUUUGAUGGUAAAGAUGCCACUGGUACUGCUGUUAUUGGUGAACCAUGCACAGACAAUGACAAUCAUGCAAAUAUGUGUGAACCUUUGUCUAUUCCCUUGGGUCUUCCUGGUUCUGUUAAAAAAAACUGUAAUCCUUGUAAUCCUCCUGAGGCUGUUGUUUCUCUCACUUCUAAGCGAAGACUGGAAUCUCCUAAAAGGCCUUGGACUUAUGAUUUGAGUGUUACAGAUUUGAGAUUUAGUAGUGAAACAGGCGAUUCCCUUUCUAGCCUCUCAGCAUUUCGAUUUGGUGAUGAUGAUACCCAAGUUGGCAAGAAAAGCAAACUUAAUUCAACACCUUUACAGUCAGAGCAUAUAAAGAAUAGUUGGUUUUGUUAUGAGCCAAUACAUUCGAAGGACUUGUUGGUUGCUUCAAAGAACGAUUGUUUUCCAAGUACAGACAACCAUACUAGGUAUUCAAGCAGUCCAUCGUGUGGUUUUACCACUCCCAAAGUUGCACAGAGUGUCUCUAUUAACAGCAGGAGUCCAGAAUCUAUAUUAAGGAGCUCAGCAAUGAGUUUCAGAAAUACUCCCUCUAUUAUAAGAAAGCGAACUUCCCGAAAAUCUAGCAACAACUUUUCUGAUUGCUCCACACCUGCACAAACAGUCCCAUGUACUCAGAAUGGUGAAGAUAUCAACAGCAGCAAAGCUUUUCCAAAUGCAAAGCAGGGUUUCAUUGCUUCCCUCUGUAAACCCGAAGCUCCAGUUUCUGUGAAGACUCUGGGAAGAUGCUUGGAAUAUGCGUUUGAUAUGGAAUGGGAUCCAUCCAGAGUUAAAUGUGGCACCUCAGUUUCUUCGACUGCAACUCCAGAUGUUAAUUUUAGUGCCAACAGAGUCUUGAUACCUUAAGGUGAUUUUGAUUAUAAAAUCAGCAUUCUGGUGCCAUGGUCAUUGACCAUCUUGAACAAGAGAACUGAUCAGAAUGAAUUAGAUGAUAAUGGAGAAGAGCCGUUCACAUGUACAAAGUGAGAUUUCACAGUUCCAACAGUGGAACUACUGGUGGGAACCAGUGCCAACUCUGAUGGAAAGUAAAGACAUUUUAAUUUUUCCCUUUCAUUGCUGGUUGGAGGCAAGUCCUGUGUCUCUGCUGGAUUUAAAUACAAAGGUCUCAGUGUUCUUCACUGGUUAUAUGAACCUUUUCAUCCUCAUCUCCUCCUAUUUUUCAUUAGAAGACAGCAAUUAAAUUUCUCAAAAAAAAAAAAAAAAAGAGGGACUGAAAACAGGCAAGGUUUGGAGAAAUGUAAUGGCCUCUACAUCAAAGGGGUUGGUUGCCUCCCCUUUGGUAAACAGGUGCUCGUUUAGGAUUUAGUCAGUUAGUUUUCGAGCUUCGUUCAAAUAAUCCCUGAUCAUUUUCUGUACAAAUGCUAAUAAAGGGCAAUUAGGUUCAUUUUGAACUUGUAUGA
Molecule: messenger RNA, 2668 nt
Organism: Vitis riparia (riverbank grape)
Lineage: Eukaryota; Viridiplantae; Streptophyta; Magnoliopsida; Vitales; Vitaceae
Exons: 9
Coding region: 333-2114 (593 amino acids)
Biological process (GO): regulation of DNA-templated transcription
Cellular component (GO): nucleus
Molecular function (GO): RNA polymerase II cis-regulatory region sequence-specific DNA binding; DNA-binding transcription factor activity, RNA polymerase II-specific
Source: RefSeq, a predicted model, not a curated record